AUGGACCUCCAAGAAUUUCUAUUAUACCUCCAUCAAUGUGCAUAUGAGGUUGCAAAGCACCUGUUUACGACCAACCUUGCCGGCAGAGAUCGUGCAACCUUGCGAUUGGUAUCCCAUACCUUUAACGAUAUCAUGUUGGACUAUCCCAUACUCGAGUGCCUGGUCAUAUCUACCCACGAAGAAGAUCUCCGUUACCUGGAAACUAUUUGUGAAAACGACAAGCUCCUUGGCCGCGUCUCGGCUUUGAUCUGGAAUCAUGAUACCCACAACUUUUUGAGUCUUUAUUACGGCCGAAGUCUCGUGUAUAGAGAUGUGCCGGUACAAUUCAGCUUCGCCGAGCUCAUGGAUGGACUGUUUCUAGACCAAGGGCGGAUCGAUAAUACAGAAAACCUAAGCACCAAACAAUAUUUAGUACGGGCAAAGUUGGCCAAUGAACAAUACAUUAAUCUAAUGCAGAAUCGCGACUACAAGGUAAUGCGGAAGAUCCUGCCAAAGCUCAAACGCGUCAUUAGGAUUAAUUUCUCGUGGGAUUUGUAUCUAGCCUCCCCAUCCCAUUCCCAGUGGCGGGCAAUGUGUGACUCGGAACAAAUAGACCCCAUUCUAUUUCAAGAGCGAUUGAAUAAUCACUGGGCAUACACAAACGGUCUGUGGUUCCCCGAAAUAUGGACUAACCCGAUUUUGCUCCAGUUUCUUUUUCCACUCUCAGAAUCCGAAUAUGACAUGUUGGCGCACCUCGCAGUUCGUGGGAUCAGAUUCUUUGAAUCCUUGUGGCGCCAAAAUACCGAGCUUCCAGAAGAUAUCCGUCUGCGAUAG
Talaromyces rugulosus is the source of this 813-nucleotide messenger RNA. RefSeq lists its product as uncharacterized. The transcript has a single exon. Lineage: Eukaryota; Fungi; Ascomycota; Eurotiomycetes; Eurotiales; Trichocomaceae. The record is from RefSeq and is a predicted model, not a curated record. The coding region runs from base 1 to 813 and encodes 270 amino acids.